Messenger RNA from Rhododendron vialii, 1162 nucleotides. RefSeq names its product photosystem I assembly factor PSA3, chloroplastic. The record is from RefSeq and is a predicted model, not a curated record. Bases 77 to 934 code for a protein of 285 amino acids. Lineage: Eukaryota; Viridiplantae; Streptophyta; Magnoliopsida; Ericales; Ericaceae. Gene Ontology annotation, biological process: photosystem I assembly. The transcript has 3 exons.
CCACCAUAUCCUCUCACAUGGAGUAUAUAAAGGAGAGGCCCAUACCAAUCCACACACAACUCCACCACUACCGACCAUGGUGGUUGUGACCCAAACUGCCACUCUUUUUUCCCUCCACGCCAAAACCUCCCCACCACUUCCUCUUCUCUACCUCCGCCACCUCUACAAAAUCCCCACCACCGGAAAACGCAGAUCAGUAAAGAAUCAUUCCAAUGGGGCGGUCCUCUCCGUCAGAGCUUACAUGGAGGACUCAAACACUCUCUCUGGUUUCGCCAACAAGGUAAUUGGGUCACUGCCCGUUGUCGGCCUCAUAGCCAGAAUCUUGAGCGACGAAGGCGGCCUCGGCGGCGACACCAUCGAUUUCGCCGAGUUUCGGAGGAGGGUUGGGAAUAAGUGUUCUGUCAAUGACUCUAGAGCUUUCAUUGAAUUCAAAGAUCGCCGCGGCCGGUCAGGGGAUUCACUGUACGUAUUGCUAUGCUGCUGGUUAGCCGCAGUUGGUGCUGGUCUGCUCAAAUCUGAGGAAAUUUUGGAGGGGGUGGCGAGGCUUCGGUUAUCAAAUGACAUAGAAUUUGAAGAGGAGACUUUUAUUUCCAUGAUGAACGAAGCAAAAGAGAAACGAGCAAAGCUAAACGUCCAGACUCCUGUUGUCCCGAUGGAGGCUCGAGCUGAGAAAGCCCUUGAAGCUAUUUAUGUUUGCUGCUUCGGCAGGGACCCAAUGGAAGAAGAAGAUGAGAGAUUAUUGUGUAUCAUGCUGAAUGCUGUUUUCCCCUCAGUUGGGCAACCGGAGAUAAACAGAAUCGUAAAAGAUAAGGCAACAAAAGUAGCAGAAGGCGGAGAAGAUGAAAGGGCUCCCGAACCAAAGCCAUUGUCAGAAGAAGCUGUACAGCUUCAAAUGAAGGAGCUCCAAUUUCUCAAACAGAACAGUUCGACUUGAGAAGGCCGUGUCUUUCUUGGUGACAAGUAGAAUCUUUCAGUCAGAGGAACUCGUCACACUGUUAUUUUUCUAGAGAAGGAACGAAGAAGUAAUGAGAGAACUCAGUACUAUGUUUGAAAUCCAGAAAGGUUGACGUUUGUUUGAUCUACAACUAAGCAAUUCUGCUGGUAGCUAACUCUUUCUUUCUUGACUGUUCAUACUUCAAAAGGUUACAAGGUACAUCCUCAA